Canis lupus familiaris (dog) is the source of this 1851-nucleotide messenger RNA. It is a transcript of the gene GCGR, whose product is annotated as glucagon receptor. Bases 205 to 1692 code for a protein of 495 amino acids. Gene Ontology annotation, molecular function: glucagon receptor activity; peptide hormone binding. The transcript is spliced from 14 exons. The record is from RefSeq and is a predicted model, not a curated record. Gene Ontology annotation, biological process: adenylate cyclase-activating G protein-coupled receptor signaling pathway; cell surface receptor signaling pathway. Lineage: Eukaryota; Metazoa; Chordata; Mammalia; Carnivora; Canidae. Gene Ontology annotation, cellular component: plasma membrane.
AAAGUUUGCGCACCGCUGGCCUCGGAGCCGGCGCCGACCAGAGCUGCCGGAGGCGGAGGGCGGGAGGGUCGGGGCCGGAGCAGGAGCGGGCGGCACGGCCCUGCCGCUCUGACCGAAGUCCGCAGAGGAGUGCGUGUGCCCACGAGGACCCUUUGCCCCAGCUGUGUGGCCCCAGCCAGAUGUGGGGGGAGGCUGCUCAGAGGCAUGCCCCCCGCCCGGCCACGCUGCCCCCACCUCCUCCUCCUGCUGCUGGCCUGCCAGCCACAGGCCUCUUCUGCCCAGGUGAUGGACUUCCUGUUUGAGAAGUGGAAGCUCUAUGGUGAUCAAUGUCUCUACAACCUGAGCCUGCUGCCCCCACCCACUGAGCUGGUCUGCAACAGAACCUUCGACAAGUACUCCUGUUGGCCCGACACCCCUCCCAACACCACGGCCAACAUCUCCUGCCCCUGGUACCUGCCCUGGCACCACAAAGUGCAGCACCGCCUCGUCUUCAAGAAGUGCGGGCCCGAUGGGCAGUGGGUACGCGGGCCCCGGGGGCAGUCGUGGAGAAACGCCUCCCAGUGCCAGCUGGACGGUCAGGAGAUUGAAGUCCAGAAGGAAGUGGCCAAGAUGUACAGCAGCUUCCAGGUGAUGUACACGGUGGGGUACUCCCUCUCCCUGGGCGCCCUGCUCCUGGCCCUGGUGGUCCUGCUGGGCCUCAGCAAGCUGCGCUGCACCCGGAACUACAUCCACGCCAACCUGUUCGCCUCGUUCGUGCUCAAGGCGGGCUCCGUGCUGGUCAUCGACGCGCUGCUCAAGACCCGCUACAGCCAGAAGAUCGGCGACGACCUCAGCGUGAGCGUCUGGCUCAGCAACGGGGCGGUGGCCGGCUGCCGGGUGGCCGCGGUGUUCAUGCAGUACGGCGUGGUGGCCAACUACUGCUGGCUGCUGGUGGAGGGCGUGUACCUGCACAGCCUGCUGGGCCGCGCCACCUUCCCCGAGCGGAGCUUCUUCCCCCUGUACUUGGCCGUCGGCUGGGGCGCCCCCGUGCUCUUUGUCGUCCCCUGGGCCGUGGUCAAGUGUCUGUUUGAGAACAUCCAGUGCUGGACCAGCAACGACAACAUGGGGUUCUGGUGGAUCCUACGCCUGCCGGUCUUCCUGGCGAUCCUGAUCAACUUCUUUAUCUUCAUCCGCGUCCUCCUCAUCCUCAUGGCCAAGCUUCGGGCCCGCCAGAUGCGCUACAGCGACUACAAGUUCCGGCUGGCCAAGUCCACACUGACCCUCAUCCCCCUGCUGGGGGUCCACGAGGUGGUGUUCGCCUUCGUGACGGAUGAGCAUGCCCAGGGGACGCUGCGCUCUGCCAAGCUCUUCUUCGACCUCUUCCUCAGCUCCUUCCAGGGCCUGCUGGUGGCCGUGCUGUACUGCUUCCUCAAUAAGGAGGUGCAGUCGGAGCUGCUGCGGCGCUGGCAGCGCUGGCGCAUGGGCAAGAGGCUGCGGGAGGAGCGCCCCCCCAGCAGGCACCCCGACCCGGGCCGGCCCGCAGGCGGCGCCCCCAGCGAGAAGCUGCUGCUUUCCAGGGGCGGCGACGGGGCGGCCCGGGACCCCUCUGCAGACACCGGCCUGGUGGGCAUCCCCCCUGGGGUGGCCGCCAGCCCCUUCGAGAGCCCGCAGGAGCCCCCCGGGGCCCCGGUUGGGGCCGGACUCAGGUGCUGAAAGUAGGCCCCACGGGACAAGCCCAAACCUGGUGCCGGCCCGGCGCUGGCCUCCCUUCUGCCCCCUCUGGGGGGCUGGCGCGGGCGGAGGCGGCGGCUCGGGAGGCCCAGGAUGCGGUCUCCUCCGACAAUAAAGAGUCUGCGGAGCGGCUGCCUGGCA